AUGGCUGUGGAGCAGACUGCCAAUACCUGGGAAAUGCACUACAUGGGUGUUCUGUUCUGGGCAGGCACGGGCUACGUCCAUGAAGCAGGGGGCACAGGCUCUAUCGGCAAAGCAGGAGACGUAGGCUGUAUCGGCAAAGAAGGAGGCACAGGCUCUAUCGGCAAAGCAGGAGGCGCAGGCUGCGUCAUAGAAAAAGGAAGCGCAGGCUACGUGUGUGUGUUGGUUUCAGGUGAGCAGUAUGGAGAGGAGUUUGGGAAGAUUAGCUUGAAAAGAAAAGUCCCUGCUCUGUGAGAUGGAGACUUCUGUCUGGCUAAAAGCAUUGCCAUCCUGCUUUAUCUGGCUGAAAAGUUUAAGCCUCCAGACUUAUGGUAUCCGGCUGACCUCUAGCAGUGCGCUCGCAUUAAUGAGCAUCAGUUAUGGCAGCACAUGGCCAUCUGUCUGCAUGGAUCCAAGAUGUUCUGGCUCCAGCUUUUGAUUCCCAAGGUGCUGGGUGUGGAUGUCCUGCAGGACAAGAUGGAUGUAGCCUUGCAGGACCUGAAUGGUUACCUGAAACUCAUGGAAGAAAAGUUUGUCCAGGACAGGCCCUUCAUUGCAGGCGAUCACAUCUCAUUGGUCGACCUAGUCGCCAUUGUUGAGGUCAUGCAGCCUGUGAGCUCUGGCCUGGACGUGUUUGAGGAGAGACCCAAGCUGAGCGCAUGGUGGGACAGAGUCCAGGCUGUCAUUGGAAAGGACCUGUUCAACAAUGCCCACCAGACCAUCCUGGAAGCCCAGGAGAGUGCGACACUGAUGGAUGCCAGCAAGAUGCUGUUCUUCGAGCCCAAGAUCCUCAAAUUAUUCAUGUGAAGAGGAGAACACUAGUUCUGUAUAAACUAAAUUUGUUAGGUUUCUGGUACUUUAUAAUCCAGCCUGUGAUUACAGUGGAGGUUAGUUGUAUAAAUCAGGUACCAAUAUUGAAUGACACAAGACUAUGGGGAACAAUCGGGUAUUUUAUAGGAAAGGAGAAAUAAAUGAUACUCUAAGUAUUUCUGUAAAUACUAGUUACCUAAAGGUACAUUACUGUGAAACAAAGCUGAAAUUUGGGGAAAAUUAUGUUAAUGGAAUUUUUCUUAUUCUGUCGUUCAAGAGCAAACAGUCACACAUUAUAUUAAAGCCCGCAUACUUUAUUCCACUAUAGCUACAUUUAAGUACUAGUAGGAAACAGUAUUUUAUUGGUACCUGAUUAAUACAAGCUGUAUUAUAAUGUUACCAAGUUCCCUUUUGAACACAGAGACAACACAGCCAAUACACAUAUCAUGAUACCAACACAGUCAAUACACGUAUCAUGAUACAUCUCUGUUGUUACUUAUAGAAUGGAUAUUACAAAAUGUGCAUUCCCAGUGUCUUGUAUGAAGACUUCCCAUAGUUUGACAGUAAAAGCACCAGAAUGUUUUCCAUCAGUAUGACAGCUUUUGAUGUGAAGGACUGGGCAAUUGAGGCAGACAAACAGUUGUGGAGUCAGUAGGACUGAAUAUGUAACGCAGAGGAAUGUGAACUUUAAGAUAACUGCUCUUCCGAGAGCUGCAGUAUGUCUUGUGUCCACAACAUCAGCCUGUUUCCUUAAUGCGUCACUGUGGUCAAAUGCACUUAAUCCACUGUGCUUCAUGUGAUGAGACAUGUUAACGCUUCUUCAAGCCUUAGGUUCAUUGUGUGGCUCCUGCAGUGAGAUCAUGUGGAUAAUAUAGUGAAAUAUGUUAUGAAAAGGUUUGUAAGAAUAUAAAAUGAAAUACAAAAAAUUGCAACAAUAAUAUAACAACAUGUAAAAUAUAAGAUAACAUGAUAUGUUAUACAUACAACAAGAUUAUUGUUUUAAAAAGGAACUAAUUUGGGAUCUGGUAAUAAUGAGAUAAUAUGUCAUAAAAUCAAAAUGUCUUGUUAUAACGCCAAAAAUUUCUCGUUAAAAUGGAAAAGUUCAUCGUUGGAAGAAGAAAUUUAUCGUUUUUGUCUUGUGACAGUGAUACACUGCCGUAAGCUAGUUUUUCAAAUGAAAAGAUGUAGUUGGAUAGUUUAUGGGAAAACGAUCUCCAUCAUUUUCCAGAUAUGUUAAACACAGGGAUCCCUAUAGUCUGCAUUAUGUACUGUCUCUGUUACAUGCAGGCCCAGUUGUGGUUCUUUAAGUGUUAUCCCAGUACCUGGCACCUGGUGGUAACCUGUGAAUAUGGCACUGCAAGACAUUUGUUUUCUCUGAACAUUUUUACAUAUAUAUAAUCAUAAAGAGAUGAGUGUAAAUAAUGACAAAGCGUUAAAAAACUUGUGU
This is a messenger RNA of Xiphias gladius (swordfish), 2293 nucleotides long. RefSeq names its product glutathione S-transferase theta 1b (gene gstt1b). Gene Ontology annotation, cellular component: cytoplasm. The transcript has 5 exons. Lineage: Eukaryota; Metazoa; Chordata; Actinopteri; Istiophoriformes; Xiphiidae. Gene Ontology annotation, biological process: glutathione metabolic process. The record is from RefSeq and is a predicted model, not a curated record. Gene Ontology annotation, molecular function: glutathione transferase activity.